AGCACGGCCUGACGCACCAGAGAGAAGAGCCACAAGAGCCCGAAGAAGAGCCAGAAGAGCCAGAAGAAGAGCGAGAAGAGCGAGAAGAGCGAGAAGAGCGUGAAGAAGAGCGAGAAGAGCGAGAAGAAGAAGAAGAGAAGAGCCGGGAGAGAGGCGCGGGGAGGAGACAUGUCCGAGUCCCAGUACCGGGAGUGGAUCCUGGACACCAUCGACUCGCUGCGGUCGCGGAAAGCCCGGCCGGACCUGGAGCGGAUCUGCCGGAUGGUGCGGCGGCGCCACGGGUUCGAGUCCGAGCGGACGUGCGCGGAGCUGGAGGCGCUGAUCCGGGAGCAGACGGUGCUCAAAGUGAACUACAAGGGCUCCGUGUCCUACCGCAACGCCGCCAAGGUGCAGCGGAGGAGCCGCAGGAAGGACGACGGAACAGCGGGGACGGCGGGGACCGCAGCCGGGGGGGGGCGGCGGAGCAGCGCGGCGGCGGCGGCGGAGGACGCGAGCCUCUCGGACCUGAGCAACGGGGACAGCGCGCUCGGUCCCGCGGACCAGGACCCGGACCAGGACCCGGACCCGGACGAGGAGGAGGACCUGGAGGCUGACACCUCUCUGGCUAUGGACACAGACAGUAAUGCAGAGGAGGAGGGGGGGGCUGAUGACAGCCAGGACGGGCAGGGCAGGCCCCCCCCCCCUGGCCGCACGCAUGAGGACGCCGCGGUGCACUGUAGCGCCGUGCGAGCCUUCUCCGCCCCCUGCUCCCCCUCUGGCGCCCGGCCCGGCCCCGGCCUCGGCUCCGGCCCUGGCUCGGCCCCGGACUCUCUCUCUCUCCAGAAGGCUGGUGAGAGGCCCAGCUCCUUGCCCCCCCCCAGCCCCAGGGCCCUCCCACACAAUGACUGGGCUUGUGAUUCUGCCGUCUGCCCAGCGGAGCGCCAGCACCCAGGAAUGCAGAGAGACAAAGAAGCAGCCUUGAAGCCAGCGGUCCCCUCGGUAACGACCUGUGCUUUAAAGAACAACGUGAAGAAAGAAGAUGGAGGAAAGGUGGAGGACAGCAGCCCUUUGUCCGACCAGUUGGUUCCAGACUAUGCAGCACGACUGGACGAGAGCAGGAAUGUUUCCGACGGACGACCGCAGACACUGUCGCUGCCGUCCGACAACUGUACAUUUAAAAAGAAGAUAGAUAUAUCACUCUUUGCAGCAACUGAAGAUGGUCUUCUGAACGGUGGUAAAGGCGAAGAAAUCUCUGUGAAGAAGGAGAAGAUGAGCCAGAACCUGUUGCAGUGGACCGUGACAGAUGUGGCCACUUACUUCUCUUCAGCCGGCUUUCCAGAGCAGGCGCUGGCCUUUCGGACACAGGAAAUCGAUGGGAAGUCUCUUCUCCUCAUGCAGCGCAGUGAUGUGUUGACCGGUUUGUCCAUCCGUCUCGGCCCCGCCCUCAAAAUCUACGAGCGCCACGUGAAGGUGCUGCAGAGAACCCACUUCCUGGAAUUCGAAGACCUCUGAAGGGUCGGUUCACACGGCGGACAGACGAUGCUGCAUUGACCCACACAUGCAUGCGGUGCCCUCUCCCAUCUGGAUCCUGACACCCACCUUCAUAUACAGUAUAUGUAGAGGGUGAGCGGGGAGAGAAAGGCUGCGGUGGAAUGAACUUUCACUGUGAGAAUGACCAGAAACUGAAAGACAGUCAUCCUACCUCUCAUUAUGGUCUUUGGUUUUCAAAUAGUUGCCAUUUCACCCGUGUGAGGACAGUGUGAAGGCAAUAGACUGCUGCGAUCAGAGUUUGAUUUAUCAAGGAUCGUCCUGCAGGAGUAAGAGAUGGGUGAUGCAGCCGGUGAAGAGCACUCAACCUUGCACCAAGUGCACCACCUGUGGGCUGAUGUACUCACACACACAAGAACGCUGUAGCAAAGUGUUGUCGUGGUUUUGGGUCCAGAAGAACCGGUUGGUUUGUUUGCAGGUCGGAGAUUUCUCCCCUGUGUCCUCCCUCUGUCUUUCACGUUACCUUCUGACAGUCCAGGAAAGGUUUGUAAGUCACACAGAUCAACACAAAGCACAUCUGUUGUGCGUUUUCUUUUCUUCAUGUGUUGAAAUAAUUUAAAUGUAAUCAAAGUGCUGGGGGAAGUCAGACAAUCUACAUAUCUGCAUCACAAGUCAACAGUCUGAUUCCUGACUUAUAUUGCUGCUGAUGCUGGAUAUCGUCUUUGUGGUAUAACCAAGAUGAUAUACUACUACUUGCUGGCAAGGCAAUAUGUUUCUUGUUUUAUCUUAUUAUAUAUAAAUUAAUGUGGUCCAACUUAAUACAGCUGCAUUCUGGGAACAAUUUCAGAAAGCUGUGACCAGUCGAUGUGCUGCCUAAUAAAAUUAGCUUUUAUACAUAAGCAAACUUAAGUAAUAAACCUGCGGGAAAUGUCAUUGUAAUACUGAGUUAUUGUUUUGAAUUAAAUACAGUUGCUCGGCACCUGCAGAUUUCUUGAUCAAAUGCAAUAUUAUUUUGUGUUUUCAUCCAUGUGUAACUUAUCCAUCGUCUCUUUGUGGUUUAAUCAAAGCCAGCCACUUGAAUUGUAACAUUCCAUUUGAUGUCGUCAACAUCUCCCAAGUAUCUCGUCUCAUUUCUUUUGUCUGUAACAUUGAAACCUCUUCCAGAGUCUCAAAUAAAGUGUCUCUCUGUUCA
Molecule: messenger RNA, 2659 nt
Organism: Limanda limanda (common dab)
Lineage: Eukaryota; Metazoa; Chordata; Actinopteri; Pleuronectiformes; Pleuronectidae
Gene: samd1a
Product: sterile alpha motif domain containing 1a
Exons: 7
Coding region: 169-1491 (440 amino acids)
Molecular function (GO): protein binding; DNA binding
Source: RefSeq, a predicted model, not a curated record